Nestor notabilis (Kea) is the source of this 1165-nucleotide messenger RNA. Its product is annotated as radial spoke head protein 3 homolog B-like. Gene Ontology annotation, cellular component: cilium. NCBI's taxonomy places the organism in Eukaryota, Metazoa, Chordata, Aves, Psittaciformes, Psittacidae. The transcript has 7 exons. The annotation marks the transcript as partial. The record is from RefSeq and is a predicted model, not a curated record.
AGGAAAGGAGCCUGUUCGUUACAGCAACCUGAUGUACGACCCGAGAGUGGUGCGCGGCAACACUUACGCCCUUGAAGUCAUACCUGUGAGUACCACGCCCACUCCCUUUGAGAUUCAAAGGCAAAAGGAAGCAUGGAAAAGAGCACUGGCUAGAAAGCGUGCAAAAGAGCAAAUGCGACCAGAAACACCCGAGCCUGUGGAAGGCAGAGAGCACGUUCAGGUGCAGACAGAGCUGUAUUUGGAAGAGAUUAGUGACCGGAUAAUAGAGGUUGAUGUAGAGUGUCAAACAGAUGCAUUUUUGGACAGACCACCCAGUCCGUUCUUUGUACCAGCCAAAACAGGAAAAGAUGUGGCCACGCAAUUAGCAGGAGAGUUGUUUGACUUUGACCUUGAAGUCAAGCCGAUCCUGGAAGUGCUGAUUGGGAAAACAGUUGAGCAAGCUUUGCUGGAAGUCAUGGAGGAGGAAGAGCUGGCCCAGCUGUGGGCACAUCAGCGUGCCUAUGCAGAGCUGCGCAACGCAGAGCUUGCUGAAGUACAGCGCCUGGAAGAGCAGGAUAGGCGAUACAGAGAGGAGAAGGAACGUCGCAGACGCCAGCACAUGCAAAUGCUGAAGAAACAGAAAGAGACUGCAGAGAAAAUUGCAGCUCAGGCAUUCGCUAAGCAUUACUUGGCUGAUCUUAUUCCCUCGGUCUUCAACAACCUUCAUGAGGGUGGAUUUUUUUAUGACCCUAUAGAAAGGGAUAUUGAGACAGAAUUCCUUCCGUGGCUGAUGACAGAAGUAGAAGAAGAACUAGAGGGGAAGGUUCUGGCAAGGAUGAUGCUUGACUCCUUGAUUCGUACAGUUGUUGAAAACCGCUUAGAAGCAUUUAGCCGUAAACCUCCGUCUGAUCAGCCAGAGGCACCUGCUGAAGAGCCCCAGCCACCAGGAGAGCCCCAGCCACCAGAAGAGCCCCAGCCAACAGAAGAGCCCGAGCCACUGGAAGAGCCCCAGCCAACAGAAGAGCCUGAGCCACUGGAAGAGCCUAAGCCAGCAGCUGCAGAACCCCAGAUGGCUGGUGAGACAGAUGCUGCUGACCAACCAGUCACAGAGAAAGAGGAGACCGACCAACCUGUUUUUGAGCAACGAUCUUCACAGCGUAUGUCUUUCCAGUUAGAAUUGGAAUAA